GUGUGUGUGUAUAUAUUUUUAACGGUGUGAGAAGGUGUUAGAAUUGAUCAGUACAUGGUGAGUGGAUGAGAGUCUCUCUCUCUCUCUCUCUCUCUCUCUCUCUCUCUCUCUCUCUCUCUCUCUCUCUCAGGAAGGUUUUGUUCCAGUGUGACAUGAUCAUCUUCUCCAGUCCUCUGUCCUGAAAGUGGACGCUGUUUUGUUUCACAAAUAAACGAGUGUGUUCAUUCUGUACUACACCGCACUGUGGAUAUUAUCAUUAUUAAUGUCUUCCCUCCAUCGUCUCUCCGUCUCGUCUCUCCGUCGUCUCUCCGUCUCGUCUCUCCAUCGUCUCUCCGUCUCGUCUCUCCGUCGUCUCUCCGUCUCGUCUCUCCGUCUCGUCUCUCCAUCAUCUCUCCAUCGUCUCUCCGUCGUCUCUCCGUUUCAUCUCUCUCUUGUGUGUGUUUGUGACUUUAUUGCCGCUGUCUCUCGUCCCUCAGUGUGAGUGAUGGAGUCUCUCCUGAGGGAACAGUUUGGUUUUAAAGGAGGCAGUGACUCUCUGAGAGAGGAGGUCUGUGGGAUGAUUAGAUGGCCGCCGUCGUCUCUGUCUGUGGAUAUUAAUCAGUUUGCUGCUGCGUAUCAUGAGAUCAGACUGCGUCUGGCCGGCCUGGAGCGAGAGAACAGCAGCAUCAGGAGGAAGCUGAAGAACUACGAGAUGAAGUUCCCCAUGAUCAGUGUGUGUGAGGACGAGAGGAGUGUGUGCUGCUCCUGUGAAUCCGAGAAGGUCGAACUGAUCCAGACUGAAAACAGCAACCUUCAGCAGAGGAUCAACAACCUCAUGCAGGAGCUCCAGAACAGUAAAGUUCACGAGCAGCGUCUGGAGGAGGUGAUUAAAGCGUACGAGAAAAUUCAUCUGGAGAAGAGCAGCGUUCAGAAGGAGCUGGAUAACAUGACGACUCUGGCCGAGCAGCAUGUGGAGAGGAUCAGGAAGCUGGAGACUUCACUGGGUCAGAGAGAGAUCCUCCUGCAGAAGAAGAAAGCGAGAGAAACUUCACAUCAGCGUAAUAAAGAAACUCGUUACCUGCAUCUGUACACCAGCCUGGACACGCCCUGCGCGUUGGAGUGUUCCGGACCGAGUCUGCAGAGCUCACGCAGUCUGGACACACUCACUGACCUGAAGGUCCAGCGUCUGGAGGCGGAGCUUGAGGGGGUGUGGCACGAGGCUAGAGGGGCGUGUCAGCGGGAGGCGGAGCUUAAGGCAGAGCUGCAGCGUCUACAGGAAGAGAUCAGACAGGAGAAGGAACAACAGGAGUUGGAUGUGGAGUGUGAACACUGCAGUGUGGAGUGGAUUAAAAAGGCAGGAGAUGAGCAGGUGAACCUGGCGCUGGCCUACACGGAGCUGGUGGAGGAACUGAGCCGAAUCCGCAGCCUCAUUGCUGAACAGAACCGAAUCCUAAGACAGAACCGCGGCUCUCCGGACCAGAACAGUCCCGUAUUGAGGCAUGGCUCCGCCUCCCCUCCCUCUGACCCCGCCCCUCCAGCUCCUCACACGAUGAGGUCACACUUCCAGGGUCGCCGUAGUUACUCGGACAUGGCAGACCCCUCCGUCUCUCCGCACGUCGUCCACAAUCCUAUUUCCACGCUUCCAAAGCGCAGAACCACAAGCCACGCCCACCUCAGGCCAAUAUCCACUGGGCCCCGCCCAUCCUCUGCCCACGGAGCUCUGGAGCUCAGCUUCCAGCUGCCUGACUCCACCCCUGCUCCACUGGCCACACCCCCUCAGUCCUCAGAGGAUGAAGAUGAUGAGUGGGCGGGGCUCAGGAUAAUGACGCCCCCUCACUCACACCCCCGCAGUGAGCACGCUCAGUCCUGGCCGUCAAUCAGAUUGUGGAUGGAUGAGGAGGAGAGCGACACUCGGAGUUGUCCCCUCUGUCAGCUCUCGUUCCCCACCGGUUUCCCUGAUGAUGCUCUGAUCACACACAUCGACACUCACCUGGAAAACAGCAAAAUAUAACACACACACACACACGCACACACACACGCACACACACACGCACACACACACGCACACACACACACACACGCGCACACACUCCUGAUUAAUCUACUCCUGUUUAUAUGCUACAACACUGUGAACUUUCCACACACUCCGUGAGUCAGAGUAACGAAGCAGUCGUGCUACACUGCAGGGCUUCAGUGGAAUAAAAGAUCAGUCCAGUUCGUCCCACGUGACUUUGUGUUUAAUGUUACAAAUUCACUCGAGUUUACAUUUGUUAUUUUUUAAGAGCCUAUCAUUCAUCAGUCCAGUAAAUAGUCCAGUAUCGUGCGUUCUGAUUGGCUGAGAGCAGUGAGGCUCAUCACAGCAUCAGAUGACGUCAGCGAUCGUAUCGUUUUAAACACACUGCAGAAAAACUGUGAUUUACAUCAUCCACGUGUAACGGAUCCGCUGAUCUCUUUAUCUCAGGCUUCUGUUUACAUUUGUUUCCGGCCCAGAAAUGAGCUCCGCCCCACGUCAAGCAGAGCCACUUAACUCCACCCAUUUUCUUUCAACAGGGAUGAAUAAUCCCAACAGAAGGGCUUUGGAAACUUUUCGUUGCAGUUCCCUUUACAGCCAGUAGAGGACUCUAACCCUUACACGCCGCUGCUGUGAGUGUAAUGAGAACAGGCAGGUCAGGAUCGGUGCGGCUUUACGUCACACUACACACGUAACUACACACUGCAUUAUCCAGUCAUCAUUAUAAAACACAACCAAUCAAAAGUGUGUGAAAAUUCUCUGCGUUCUGAAUAAACGUCUUCUCUAAAUAAUUUAUGUAAAUGUAAGUGAGUGCUACAGAGGAUCUGACUCGGGAUUGCUCAGUUACAGUGAAGUACAGUAUAUUUGUGGUUCAGUCUGCAGAAAUACUUUGUUGUGUGUGCAUUUGGACCACGGCCCACCAGGUA
Ictalurus furcatus (blue catfish) is the source of this 2916-nucleotide messenger RNA. RefSeq names its product TANK-binding kinase 1-binding protein 1-like. The record is from RefSeq and is a predicted model, not a curated record. Gene Ontology annotation, cellular component: cytoplasm. Gene Ontology annotation, biological process: canonical NF-kappaB signal transduction. Lineage: Eukaryota; Metazoa; Chordata; Actinopteri; Siluriformes; Ictaluridae. Bases 485 to 1990 code for a protein of 501 amino acids. The transcript is spliced from 9 exons.